AUGAAGACCACCCUCUCGUUUGCCCUUCUCGGGCUUGUCCUCUGCGCAUGUGCGGCGCAAGCGGCCACGGGCUCCUACACGCUGUCCUCGGACUCGCCGCCCCAGAUAACCCUUGACCUCGCCUCCGAGCCUGGCGCCAGGGUCUUCAACGCAACGGAAAUGCAGCCUACUGACGGCUUCGGCACGCCCACCAAGCUCGCGAUCGACGUCGGCGACUUCAGCAUAGAUUUCUACGGCGAGAAGAUUACCAAUUUCACCCUCAGCUUUGCGGGCUUCAUCGCCUUUGGCGAAAUCUACGGCAACGAGACCAAGGACCCGUCCUUCCCACUCGCCGACUGCCCCUUCCCCAGCCGCCCGAGCAAGCUGGCGGACUUCGCCUUCUACCAGGGCUUGGCGUUCGCCUGGUCCCAGUACGAUUGGUCCGAAGGGGGGAACGUCGCCUACAAGGUCUACCCCGCCGGCUCGUGUCCCUACACGGCGAAGGCGGCACAGGCGUGCCUCGUCGUGCAGGCCACCGUCCUCCCCUACUAUGGCCUCUCUGCGGAGAAAGGCCUGGGCAACGCCACCGCCUUCAUCUUCUCCUCGGGCGACUUCCUCGUCCAGGUGGAUAGUUCCUCCACCGGCAACUGGGGCAACCAGCGGUCCGACUCCGUUGGCGUCAUCUUCGGCAUCCAAGACGUUCUGAAGGGCCAGGGCGUUACCUACCCCGGCGAGCAGUACUGCAACGCCACCGCUACGGCCGGCUGGGAAUCGGUCACCAACGCCACCACCCUCUACCCCGGCCAAACGUUCGGCUUCUACAUCACCGCCCCGUGCCCCUCCGGCCAAGUCAUCCGCCCCAACGGCCUCGGCUGCUACAAGGCCCCGACAUCCAGCGCCGCCAAGAGCACGGCUGCCUGGAUCGACUCCAUCGUCGACCUCUUCCUAUAG
This is a messenger RNA of Acanthamoeba castellanii str. Neff, 930 nucleotides long. RefSeq lists its product as uncharacterized. NCBI's taxonomy places the organism in Eukaryota, Discosea, Longamoebia, Acanthamoebidae. The record is from RefSeq and is a predicted model, not a curated record. Bases 1 to 930 code for a protein of 309 amino acids. The transcript has a single exon.